Molecule: messenger RNA, 1077 nt
Organism: Phytophthora infestans T30-4
Lineage: Eukaryota; Oomycota; Peronosporomycetes; Peronosporales; Peronosporaceae
Product: sorbitol dehydrogenase, putative
Exons: 2
Coding region: 1-1077 (358 amino acids)
Biological process (GO): D-sorbitol catabolic process
Molecular function (GO): L-iditol 2-dehydrogenase (NAD+) activity
Source: RefSeq, a predicted model, not a curated record
AUGGCUCCGACUGUCCAAACGUGUAAUCCUGUACUGGUGUGCGACCCUGUCCUCCUGUGUGACCGAAGUGACUCCGUGCUGGCGAGCGACCCCGUCCAAGCGAGCGAUCCUGUUCCACCACAGAAUCUCUCGUUCGUGCUCGAAAAGGGGGGAGCAGUCAAGUUUGAAGAUCGUCCUGUGCCUGAAAUCAAGGACCCACAUGACGUGAUCGUGAACGUCCGCUACACGGGAAUCUGUGGCAGUGAUGUGCACUACUGCACGCACGGCUGUAUCGGCAAUGGCCAUGGAGCCGGGUGUGCCGUGCCGCCGUUGCGUCCGCUGUCUCGAGGGAAACUACAACUUGUGUCCGGAAAUGGCGUUCGCAGCCACGCCGCCGUACGACGGCACACUGGCCAAGUUCUACCGCAUGCCGGAGACUUCUGCUACAAGCUGCCGUCCAACGUCAGUAUGCAAGAGGGAGCGAUGCUCGAACCCACAGCCGUGGCCGUUCACUUCUGCCGUCUGGCCAAGGUGUCCCCGGGUCAGAAAGUCGUCGUGUUUGGUGUCGGUCCCGUGGGUCUGUUGACCUGCAAAGUGGCUCGUUACGUGUUCGGAGCCACAACAGUCGUCGGCGUGGACGUCAAUGAGAAACGUCUCGCGGUCGCCAAGGAACACGGCGCGACGCACGUGUAUCAGGGAAAGUCCGGCGUGACACCACAGGAGUCGGCCGAGCAGAUCAUUGCCGAGUGCGGACUGGGCGACGGGGCCGACGUCGUGAUUGACGCGAGUGGAGCGGAGCCCUGCAUUCAGACGGCAAUCUACGUCGCACGCAGCGGUGGCACGUUCACGCAGGGAGGUAUGGGCAAGACAGACAUCAUGUUCCCCAUUGGCAUCAUGUGCGGCAAGGAGCUCCUCGUGACCGGCAGCUUCCGGUACUCUGCGGGCGACUACCAACUGGCGCUCGAUAUGGUUGCAAGUGGGCAGCUGAACGUCAAGGGUCUCAUCUCGAAGAUUGUGCCGUUCGAGGAAGCCAAGGAGGCUUUCGACAAUGUCCAGCGCGGUAACGGCAUCAAGUGGCUCAUUGAAGGACCCAAAUGA